Messenger RNA from Lichtheimia ornata, 1395 nucleotides. RefSeq lists its product as uncharacterized. Gene Ontology annotation, biological process: proton transmembrane transport. NCBI's taxonomy places the organism in Eukaryota, Fungi, Mucoromycota, Mucoromycetes, Mucorales, Lichtheimiaceae. The coding region runs from base 1 to 1395 and encodes 464 amino acids. The record is from RefSeq and is a predicted model, not a curated record. Gene Ontology annotation, molecular function: proton-transporting ATPase activity, rotational mechanism. The transcript is spliced from 11 exons. Gene Ontology annotation, cellular component: vacuolar proton-transporting V-type ATPase, V1 domain; fungal-type vacuole membrane.
AUGCUAUCCGCUGAACCAGUCGACACUAUCCAACAGCAGCAACACAAUAUUGCAACCGAUUCCCUCAUUGAAGACGUGAACUUGACCGUCAUUCAACAUCCUUAUCUUGACGAACUUGCAGACAAGAUCAGAACCGAACCCAUUCCAUGGCAGGACUAUCAACGCGCUGGUCUCAUUACUGCAGACGAGGUGGCCAUGAUUGAACACGUCGAAAACAAGACGCCUGAAGAAGUCAAUACUAUCAUGGCAGAGCACGGUCUUUAUUAUGCAGGCAUGUACCUGGAUCUUAUGCAUAAGCUUGCACGCGUCGAUGCUGUUCAAAAAGUAUUGGUCCUUAUUCAAGACAUGUUGAAUGAUCAUGAUGAAAGAAUCGCCCUUUUCCAUCAAGCAGCAGCUUCUCGUCCAGAAUACCCAUUUGGUCCUUUCCACAAGGCACUACAAAUCAAUGAUGAAUUUAUUGGCAUUCAAUCGAGCAAGAUUUUGGCGUUGCUUGUUUGUUCUACCAACAACCGUGACAUUGAUAUCAAUGACUUUUUCCGAUGGAUGACCUUUCAGCUCCAAAGCCGUAACGCCAACUUGAUCGAGCUCAACAUUCAAAUCCUUGAUGCACUCUUUCAUAUACCCCCUUACAGAGUGGCGUUCUGGAAUACGCUUCAUGCAGUGGAUACCCUUGUCAACAUUCUCAAAAAGGGCAGUUCCAAUCCUCAAGUGACCUAUGAAAUCGUGUUUGCCAUUUGGUUGUUGACAUUUGAUCGAGAUAUUGCCGCCAACCUCAACAAAAAGUACGAUGUGAUCCCUACAUUGAUCGAAGUUGCCAAGCAUGCUGUCAAGGAAAAGAUCAUUCGCGUGGUGGUGGCUACAUUCAAGAAUUUGAUUGACAAGGCACCCCGAGCCAAUCUUUCGGCCAUGUUGGUUGCCAAGUUGUUGCCAUUUGUUGAACAUCUAAGCACACGCAAGUGGUCUGAUCAAGAGGUGGUGGAUGACAUUGAAUUCGUUCAAGAACGUUUGCAGGACAACUUUCAAAGUUUGACUACGUUUGAAGUCUAUGCUUCCGAAUUGGAAACGGGCAAGCUCGAAUGGUCCCCUCCACAUCAAAGCGAGAACUUUUGGCGUCAGAAUGCUAGCCGAUUGAAUGAGGAUGAUAGAAGAUUAUUAAAGAUGCUCGUGCGAUUGUUGAGUACAAGCAGCCAACCCACUAUUUUGGCCAUCACCUGCCAUGACAUUGGACAAUAUGUGAAAUACAGCGGCAAUGAUGGACGAAGACACCUGCAAGAACUAGGUGCCAAGCAAAAGGUCAUGGAACUCAUGACCCAUCAAGAUCCCGAUGUCCGUUACCACGCCCUUUCCGCAACCCAAAAGUAUUUCGCUAUGGUAGCAUCAUCCUCGCAACAAUAG